Mercurialis annua (annual mercury) is the source of this 700-nucleotide messenger RNA. RefSeq lists its product as uncharacterized. The transcript is spliced from 3 exons. The coding region runs from base 141 to 551 and encodes 136 amino acids. The record is from RefSeq and is a predicted model, not a curated record. NCBI's taxonomy places the organism in Eukaryota, Viridiplantae, Streptophyta, Magnoliopsida, Malpighiales, Euphorbiaceae. Gene Ontology annotation, biological process: regulation of circadian rhythm; response to cold.
AAAAGAGCAUCCCAUAUCCUCUCUCUCUAUAUAUAAUAUCUCAAACUCUCUGAAUUAUACAAAUUCCAACAAAACCAUCAGUACGCCUGGUCAAAACCUCUCAAAGCUGUUUCCGGCAGCCUUGAAACACCGUAAGCCACAUGGAUUCUGCCGUGACCGACAACCAACCAGGACCAUGGACCGACGAGAAGCACCUGCACUACUUAAACUCCAUGGAAGCAGCCUUUGUCCGAACAAUGCUCGAAAACAGCAGCCAUCACCUCCGUCUCGACCGUCACAUGCCGGACAGUUCAGAGUCCACCCUCGAUUUGAAAUCAAAGAGACCUAAAAAUCGUUCCACUUCAGAUCAGUACAGCAGUGUUGAUUCAGCUGGAACAAGAAUAAUUGGCAGGAAUGAGCAGAGAACAAGAAGAUUUUCAUCUCAUAAUAAUCAAUCUCACCGCCAUCAUCCAUCUCAAGAUCAGGUGGUUCCACAUUUUGAGAAGAGAAGCGGUGAAAAAGAUGAAAGAAACCCAGACGAGAGAGAUGGUUUACCUUACAGUGCAAGCUAAUCUUGAAUAUUAUGGUAAUAGUGGUGUGGGUAGGGUAGCGUAUAUAGGAUAAUGUAAUUGAUUUGCUACAAAUUAGCAAAAUUUAAUGAAUGAGGGAAACUUUGCAUGUGUCGUGCAGAUGUGAUAUGAAGAUAUUUUAUUUUAUUAUC